Messenger RNA from Leopardus geoffroyi (Geoffroy's cat), 4526 nucleotides. RefSeq names its product lamin B2 (gene LMNB2). Bases 52 to 1956 code for a protein of 634 amino acids. The transcript is spliced from 12 exons. NCBI's taxonomy places the organism in Eukaryota, Metazoa, Chordata, Mammalia, Carnivora, Felidae. The record is from RefSeq and is a predicted model, not a curated record.
CCUCCGCGGCGGCGGGCGCCGGGCGCCAUCUUGGUCGGCGGCGCGGAUUGAAUGAGCCCGCCGAGCCGCGGCCGCCGUUCCGAGCCGCGCGGGCCCCGAGCCGUCGCCGCCGCCGCCGCCGCUGCCGCCGCCGCCGCCGCCGCCGCCAUGGGCACGCCGCUGCCCGGCCGCGCGGGCGGACCCGCCACGCCGCUGUCGCCCACGCGCUUGUCGCGGCUGCAGGAGAAGGAGGAGCUGCGCGAGCUCAAUGACCGCCUGGCGCACUACAUCGACCGCGUCCGCGCGCUCGAGCUCGAGAACGACCGGCUCCUGCUCAAGAUCUCCGAGAGGGAGGAGGUGACCACGCGCGAGGUGAGCGGCCUCAAGACGCUGUACGAGUCGGAGCUGGCCGACGCCCGCAGGGUGCUGGACGAGACGGCCCGAGAGCGGGCCCGGCUGCAGAUCGAGCUGGGGAAGGUGAGGGCCGAGCUGGAAGAGACGAACAAAAGCUCCAAGAAGAGGGAGGGCGAGCUCACGGUGGCCCAGGGCCGUGUGAAGGAUCUGGAGUCCCUGUUCCACCGGAGCGAGGCAGAGCUGGCCGCCGCCCUCAGCGACAAGAGGGGCCUUGAGAGCAGUGUGGCGGAGCUGCGGGCCCAGCUGGCUAAGGCGGAGGACGGUCACGCGGUGGCCAAAAAGCAGCUGGAGAAGGAGACGCUGAUGCGCGUGGACCUGGAGAACCGCUGCCAGAGCCUGCAGGAGGAACUCGACUUCCGGAAGAACGUCUUUGAGGAGGAGGUGCGGGAGACGCGGCGGCGGCAUGAGCGCCGCCUGGUGGAGGUGGACAGCAGCCGGCAGCAGGAGUACGACUUCAAGAUGGCCCAGGCGCUGGAGGAGCUGCGCAGCCAGCACGACGAACAAGUGCGGCUGUACAAGCUGGAGCUGGAGCAGACCUACCAGGCCAAGCUGGACAGCGCCAAGCUGAGCUCUGACCAGAACGAUAAGGCCGCCAGCGCCGCGCGGGAGGAGCUGAAGGAAGCGCGCAUGCGGGUCGAGUCCCUCAGCUACCAGCUGUCCGGCCUCCAGAAGCAGGCCGGUGCCGCGGAGGAGCGGAUUCGCGAGCUGGAGGAGACCAUGGCCGGGGAGCGGGACAAGUUCCGCAAGAUGCUGGAUGCCAAGGAACAGGAGAUGACAGAGAUGCGCGACGUGAUGCAGCAGCAGCUGGCCGAGUACCAGGAGCUGCUCGAUGUCAAGCUGGCCCUGGACAUGGAGAUCAGCGCCUACCGCAAGCUCCUGGAGGGCGAGGAGGAGAGGCUGAAGCUGACCCCCAGCCCGUCGUCGCGGAUCACUGUGUCGAGGGCCACGUCGAGCGGCAGCGGCAGCGGCGUGGCGGCGGCCGGGCGCACGGGCCGCGGCAAGCGGAAGCGGCUGGAGGUGGAGGAGUCGCCGGGCUCGAGCGGCAUCGGCUCCGGCGGCGGCGGCGGCGGCGGCAGCGGCUUCCACCUGGCGCAGCAGGCGUCGGCCACGGGCGGCGUGGGCAUCGAGGAGGUCGACCUGGAGGGCAGGUUUGUGCAGCUGAGGAACAGCUCGGACAAGGACCAGUCUCUGGGUAACUGGAGGAUCAAGAGGCAGGUCCUGGAGGGGGAGGAGAUUGCCUACAAGUUUACGCCCAAGUACGUGCUGCGCGCCGGCCAGACCGUCACGGUGUGGGCAGCUGGUGCAGGAGUGGCCCACAGUCCCCCCUCGACACUUGUGUGGAGGAGCCAGAACAGCUGGAGCACAGGCGACAGCUUCCGGACCGUCCUGGUCAACGCGGAUGGGGAGGAGGUGGCCAUGAGAACCGUGAAGCAGUCCUCAGUGGUGCGGGAGACGGAGAACGGGGAGGAGGGAGAAGAGGAGGGAGCCGAGUUCGGCGAGGAGGAUCUUUUCCAUCAACAGGGGGACCCGAGGACCACCUCGAGAGGCUGCCGCGUCAUGUGAACGGAACUCGCCUCACCGUGUCUUUGCCCAGAGCCACUGAAAACUAUUUUUAUAUCAUUGGCCGUCUUUAGUCCUUGAUACAUUUCUAGAGAAUUUUUAAGCAAACUGCCAGAACGUGGGGGCGGGUCUGUGCCAUCUUGGCUGUCGGUGGGCUUCCUCGGACCCUCCCUUCAUCGCCACUGUCUGGACCUGGUUUUUUUUUUUUGGUGCCGCAUUUCACCAUUUGGCUGAGUUCGAGGAGGCCGAGGAACCUAAUAGCUGCCGGGGGCGGGGUUUGGAGGCUGGAGGGCCUGGCGGGGGUGCAGGGGCCCGACUCUCUCCCUGCCUCUGUCUCUCCCUCGGACGGAGCGGGGCUGGCCUCUCCUCUCGGGACCAACCCGUGGGCCUUAAGUGGGCGGAGGGCAAAAAUGCCCGGGAGUUUCGUUGUUUGUUAAGCUCUUUAAAAACCAAAUCCAGAGCCCAGGCUGUGACCUGGCGGGGGGCCCGCGCCCCCCCUGUGGAAUUUUGGCGGCUGGGCCGGAGACCAGAGCGUUGGGAGCGGGUGGUGUGGACGAGGCUCUGCUCUGACUCCACUGGAGCGUGUGUGCGGCUGCAGGCCGGGUGUCUGUGCACGUGUCGGGGGCUCUGCGGAGAGCCCCCCUCCCUUCCUGGCUGUCGGGCCCUGGGGUUCUGGAGCUUUCUGUACUUGAGUUCCUCGGCUUGCGGGACCAGCGGGGCAGGAGACCCGGAAACCUAGGGGACAGGGACAGCUCCGUUUGGAGACUUGUCACCAGGUAAAUGGCAAGGGCACAGGCGGGGUAGCCUCGCCGGCGAGUGUCCACGUGUGACAGCUGCUUCCCGGGCCUCUGAGAGGAGAGCCGCCUCGGGGUGAGACCCGGCCCCCUUCUCCAACUCUGUGCCUUGUGCACGGGGCUGAGUGCGGGUCCCCACCGGCCCCUGUGUGCUCGCGUGUCCCGCUGUCCUGGCUUCUGUGGGCGACUUCCUUCUCUGACGGCCGUGCUGGUGCCGGCCGAUUCCUGCAGGGCGGCUCCCGGUCACCUCGCCCGGCCCCCCCUCUGCACUCGCUGACCGUUCAUACCCCCUCCCACAUAGAUACACAGAAGUUAUUUUUUUAAUGGAUAUUUAUUUUUUUACAUUGGUCAGUGCUCAGAUUGCCGGAUCCCACUUCAGGGCUCGAGCCAGGGUCACUGGGACAGUCCCCCGAGGGGGUGGAGUUGCCGGGGGGCGGGGGGGGGGUGGCCAGCUCGGUGGACGCUGAGGCCGCAGACGGCAAAUUCCUUCAGAAAGCGCAGCUCAAGUCUUAAAGACGAAAUACUGAGCCAUGGAGGCACGCUGCCCCAAAAGGUAGCACGUUUACCAAGCUGGCCCCUCCCACUCGCCCCAGGCAGGGAGCCCCGGCAUGCGGUCCCUGUGGUCCCCACCGGUCUCCCUUUCCUUGGAAACUGCCUGUGGCCAGAGGGUUAGAGACUUGUAGGCUAGCGAACAGUCUGCUGCAUCUAGGGUCGGCUUUAGGUCAGGUACUUUGCGUGGCCACCAGAGUCCCCAGGAUGUGAACUUGGUUUUUCUCGUGAAGGGAAAUGUCUCACCGCUACCCCUCCCCCGUCUCUGGUGGGUCCUGGGGUGGGGGGGGGGGAGGGCUCACCUGCCACGAUGAUGCACCAGCCUCCACCCCACACGUGACCUUCCCCACGAGUGCUUCCGGGCCCCCGAGGCCCUAAGGUGGUGCCCCCACACCCGCAUCACAGGAACUGCAUGCGCAGUGAGGGUCUGGAGCUCAGACGCAGAGGCAUCAGGCGGGUUGUGAUGGGGGUCUCCAAAGUCUGCACUGGUCUCGGCCACAUCUUGCGAUGUAUGGGGGGGGUGGGGGGUGGGGAGAGGCGACUGUGGACAGGGAGUGGACCCCAUCGUUCCCAUGGGCUCAGAUGCCUCAUGGCGUCCUUUUCGGUUCCGGGCAGGGCCUCCAGGUGCACGGGUAGGGCUUGCUCCUCCUGGCAGGUGACAUUUGUCCUUUCCAGGCCCGCUUCCAGCCUUUCCCCCCAACCCGUGGUGGCCUGGCCUUCCCCCCCACCCCCCCCCCAACCCGUGGUGGCCUGGCGGAGGUCCCGAGUGGAGGGGUGAAAGGGCCCAGGCACCGUGGUGUCCUUGUCUGGUGGGGGGAAGGUUAACUAGGGACCCUUGGUGACUGCAGGAGGAUGGUGGCCGUUGGUAAGGGAGGAUUUGGAAAUCCAGAACGGAAUCCAACGUUCAGAUGUCAGCGCUGGCCUGGGAAACAGUCUGCAGUUGUCAUUCUUAGCUUUAAGCCGCUUUAAACGAUGCGGGAACGAUUCCCUUGUCCGAGCCCCACUCGCUAACCGGGCGCCCGGGCCAGCGGCACCCCCGCUGGGGUCUCGCCCCGUGGCCCGCGCCCCGACGGAUCAUCAGCACAACCUGCCGUGGGGCCGGCUGGGCGGACGGCUUCUAAGGACUUGCAUGCCAAACGUGUGGUCUUUUUCUUUCUCCAAUGAUUUGUAAUAUGCAUUUUAUGACCGGAAACUUUUUGUACAACACUCCAAUAAACAUUUUGAUUUUAA